Spea bombifrons (plains spadefoot toad) is the source of this 1454-nucleotide messenger RNA. RefSeq names its product ATP-dependent RNA helicase DDX25-like. The record is from RefSeq and is a predicted model, not a curated record. The coding region runs from base 168 to 1277 and encodes 369 amino acids. Gene Ontology annotation, molecular function: RNA helicase activity; RNA binding; ATP binding. Lineage: Eukaryota; Metazoa; Chordata; Amphibia; Anura; Pelobatidae. The transcript is spliced from 9 exons. Gene Ontology annotation, cellular component: nucleus; cytoplasmic stress granule. Gene Ontology annotation, biological process: poly(A)+ mRNA export from nucleus.
AUGAUGCAGCAACAAGCUCGCUCCUCAAUAAACUGAUCCAUCGCACCCUUGUGGAAUCUCCUCACACCGUGGAGGUUUUGCAGAGGGACCCCUCUUCCCCGCUAUACUCUGUUAAAUCUUUUGAGGAGCUGCGAUUGAAGCCUGAAUUACUAAAGGGAAUUUAUGCCAUGGGUUUUAAUCGACCAUCAAAAAUUCAAGAAACCGCUCUGCCGAUGAUGCUUGCUGAUCCACCCCAGAACUUGAUCGCACAGAGCCAGUCGGGGACUGGGAAAACCGCAGCUUUUGUGUUGGCGAUGCUCAGCCGCGUGAACGCCGGGAAGAAAUACCCCCAGUGCAUCUGCCUUAGUCCGACGUUUGAAUUGGCCCUGCAGACAGGACAUGUCGUAGAGCGAAUGGGAAAGUUCUGCGCCGGGGUUCAAGUCGCCUAUGCUGUCCGAGGAAACAGGCCAGCUAGAGGCAGCCGCAUCGAGGCCCAGAUAAUAAUCGGCACUCCCGGCACGGUCAUGGACUGGUGCUUUAAACUCAAGCUCUUCGAUGUCGCAGACAUUUGUGUCUUGGUGCUGGACGAGGCCGACAUCAUGAUUGGUGUCCAGGGUUAUUCGGAUCACAGCGUUAGGGUGAAAAGAGCGAUGCCCUCAGAAUGUCAGAUGCUCCUUUUUUCCGCUACUUUUGAGGACUCAGUAUGGUGCUUUGCAGAGCGUAUCGUCCCUGACUCCAACAUCAUCAAACUGAAGAAAGAAGAGCUGACGCUAGAUAAUAUCCAGCAGUUCUACGAUGCUUGUGAAAGCAAGGAACAAAAAUAUUGCGCACUUACUAACAUCUAUGGGGCGAUCACGAUUGCACAGGCCAUCAUCUUCUGCCAGACACGAAAAACCGCCAGCUGGCUCUCCCGCGAGAUGAGGAAGGACGGGCAUUGCGUGGCGUUGUUGAGUGGAGAGUUACCAGUCGCUCAGAGGGCCGACAUGAUCCAAAGAUUUCGGGAGGCGAAAGAAAGGGUGCUGAUUACGACAAAUGUCUGCGCCAGAGGGAUUGACGUGGAGCAGGUGUCCAUUGUAGUAAACUUUGAUCUCCCGUUGAACAUGGACGGGGCGGUCGACUUUGAAACGUAUCUGCACCGUAUUGGCCGCACCGGACGAUUUGGAAAAAAGGGCUUCGCUGUCAAUCUUGUGGAAAAGUGCAGCCUCUCUAUGUUGCAUGACAUCGAAGAUCACUUCAAAACGAGAAUUACGAGAUUGAACACCGGAGACAUGGAUGAAAUUGAGAAAAUCUACCAAUGAAGUGAGGAGCGGCAGCCGCUUCUUUUCAGUUUGUUUGUUUUUUGCAUUUUUCUGUAAAUCUUUGUUAUUAUUAUUAAAUAUCGACAUAAAGACGAAGCACUUGGAUCUCACUGGAUUGUUCUGUUUGCAUUUAAAUUCUUCCAGACUCACUCAUUUGUUGUUCUAUAAAAUGUAUAU